GAGAGCGAGCGCCUCGCGCGCCCGCGCAUUCUCUAGGCCCGGGCCGGCGCUUGCGCACGAGCUUCACCGGGCGCGAGGGCCGCGGGGUUAUUAGAGGUCGGGCCGGGCCCGGCCGGCUCCGCGAGCGCCUGGCCGACUGAGGGAGAGAGAAAGGGGAGGAGGAGGAUUCAGGGAGUAGGAGCUGGGGAGCCCUUCUGCGCCACAGAACAUUUCUAAUAACUUGGUGAAGAUAGAAAAACUGUCAGACUGUAGUAUUCCUACACUGUAGUUACUUUUGGUGACACUGUCCAGUUCCCAUAAUGUAUCAUUCCUUAUCUGAAACUAGACAUCCUCUGCAGCUGGAAGAACAAGAAGUAGGCAUUGAUCCCUUGUCCGUUUACUCAAACAAGUCUGGAAGAGAUUCAAAUAAAAAUGGAAGAAGAGUAAGUUCUACCUUAGACUCUGAAGGGACUUUUAAUUCAUAUAGGAAAGAAUGGGAAGAACUAUUUGUAAACAACAAUUACUUGGCAACAAUAAGGCAGAAGGGGAUUAAUGGGCAGCUGAGAAGCAGCAGGUUCCGCAGCAUUUGCUGGAAGCUGUUUCUUUGUGUUCUUCCUCAAGAUAAAAGUCAGUGGAUAAGUAAAAUUAAAGAAUUAAGAUCAUGGUAUAGCAACAUUAAAGAGAUACGUAUCACAAACCCCAGGAAGGUCGUUGGCCAGCAUGAUUUGAUGAUCAACAAUCCCCUUUCACAGGAUGAAGGGAGUCUUUGGAACAAAUUUUUCCAAGAUAAAGAACUUCGAUCAAUGAUUGAACAAGAUGUCAAAAGAACGUUUCCUGAAAUGCAGUUUUUCCAACAAGAAAAUGUGAGAAAAAUUCUUACAGAUGUUCUUUUCUGUUAUGCUAGAGAAAACGAGCAGUUACUUUAUAAACAGGGAAUGCAUGAGUUGUUAGCACCUAUAGUCUUUAUCCUUCACUGUGACCACCAAGCUUUUCUGCAUGCCAGUGAGUCUGCACAGCCCAGUGAGGAAAUGAAAACUCUCUUGAACCCUGAGUAUCUGGAACACGAUGCCUAUGCAAUGUUCUCACAACUGAUGGAAACUGCUGAACCUUGGUUUUCUACUUUUGAACAUGAUACUCAAAAGGGGAAAGAAACUCUGAUGACUCCCAUUCCCUUUGCUAGACCACAGGACUUAGGACCAACAAUUGCUAUUGUUACUAAAGUCAACCAGAUCCAGGAUCAUCUACUGAAGAAGCAUGAUAUUGAGCUCUAUAUGCACUUGAACAGACUAGAAAUUGCUCCACAGAUAUAUGGAUUACGGUGGGUACGCCUACUGUUUGGAAGAGAAUUCCCUCUGCAAGAUCUGCUGGUGGUUUGGGAUGCCUUGUUUGCAGAUGGCCUUAACUUGAGUUUAGUUGACUAUGUCUUCAUAGCCAUGCUACUCUACAUCCGAGAUGCUUUGAUCUCUAGUAACUACCAGACCUGUCUUGGCCUUCUGAUGCAUUACCCAGUCAUCGGGGAUAUACACUCACUGAUUCUUAAGGCUCUGUUCCUUAGAGACCCAAAGCUAGCCUGCCUUCUUCAUCAUGGGAAGAUACAACAAGAAGACACCAUCUAUGAACCAAGAAAUGGACCCUUACCAGACAUCAGAUCUAGAAAUCCAAGACCAGUGGCUUAUCAGUUCCAUCCCAAUUUAGAUUAUUACAAAGCGCGGGGCGCAGACCUUCUGGACAAAAGCCGGACCAACCCCAAAGGCACUCCCCUGAAUAUAAAUAAGGUAUCUAAUAGCCUGAUUAAUUUUGGAAGAAAGCUGAUUUCCCCAGCAAUGACCCCAGGCAGCGUGGGUGGCCCUAUACCCGGGGACAACAGCGGCUCUUCCUCUGCUGUGAUUCCCACCAAGACCUCCACAGAAGCCCCAAGGCAUCAGCAACAGCAACAGCAGCAACAGCAGCAACAGCAGCAACAGCAGCAGCAGAGGCUAAUGAAAUCUGAAAGCAUGCCAGUGCAAUUGAACAAAGGACAAAGUUCUAAAAACAUCAGUUCAUCUCCAAGCAUUGAAAGUUUGCCUGGGGGAAGAGAAUUUAUGGGCUCUCCACCUUCAUCUGCUACUAAAAAAGAUUCUUUUUUUAGCAACAUCUCACGUUCCCGCUCCCAUAGCAAAACUAUGGGCAGAAAAGAAUCUGAAGAAGAAUUAGAAGCCCAAAUUUCCUUCCUUCAAGGACAGUUGAAUGACCUGGCUGCCAUGUGCAAAUACUGUGCUAAGGUGAUGGACACUCAUCUUGUAAAUAUCCAAGAUGUGAUUUUACAAGAAAAUUUGGAAAAAGAAGACCAAAUUCUGGUGUCCCUGGCAGGAUUAAAACAGAUCAAAGACAUUCUGAAAGGUUCCCUGCGUUUCAAUCAGAGCCAGCUGGAGGCCGAGGAGAAUGAGCAGAUCACCAUUGCAGAUGACCACUAUUGCUCCAGCGGCCAGGGACACAGCAGCCAAGUUUCUGGGGCCACCAAACAGGCCUCUUCAGAAACAACAGGGUGCAAAGACAGAGGGAGUUCAGAUGACUUCAUCUUGGUUUCCAAGGAAGAUGAGGGGAGCACUGCCAGGGGGCCAUUCUCAAGCCAGGCCCAGCCUCUUUGCAACCUCAGAAGCGCAUCUGGGAAAAACCAGGCCCCAGCCUGCUCCCCACUGGUGUUCUCAGACCCACUGAUGAGUCCAGCUUCAGCUUCCUCCAGCAACCCCAGCUCCAGCCCUGAUGAUGACAGCAGCAAGGACUCUGGCUUCACCAUUGUAAGCCCCUUGGACAUUUGACCACAAGGACCCAGCCAUCCCCUCAGUGGCCUUAAGGCUUUUCCAACAGAGACGCAUCUGAUAUCAGCACUUCUUUCCCAGCAUGUGUUUGGCAGUGGUACAUCCUUUGGAACCCUUUGCAAGAAGCAAAUAUGGCCACAAAGCACACAGAGCAAUUAUGUUCACCAAAAUGCAAGCAGAGCUUUCUGGGUCCUCACUUGACGUGCACAUUGCCCUUGCUCUGAAUUAGAGCUGGAUUAAGUACACAGCACCACACUCACUGUCAGAAAAGAUAACACCACACUCAGAAUUACUCUUCCUCUGUUCCCUCCUCCCCCAACUAAGAGGGUCCAAUCACCCCAUCAGUUAUACUUAGGAGGAAGAGAAGUUGGCUUCAAAUCUUCCCCUCCCUCAACAUCAGCCACAGAAAACUUGGUCGAUAUCAGGAAAAAAUUACUCAGUGAAAGUCUGUCUCAACCUACUUCAUCCCUAUCUUGGGAAGCCAUAUAGUAGAACCAAGUGCAAUAGAAUCACCUAGAGAGUGGAUUCCAGGGCUAGGGAAAACCUGUUACUGACUUCUCAGUUAUAAUGAUCUUUAGAAAAAGGGUCUAAACUUAGGAAUCAUACUUAGGUAUGAUGUGGUAUUAUAUUCUUUUCAUUUGUUAAAGAAUACAUUUAAAGUCCUGAGGCUUGAAUAUACUUUAACCAUUACUGUUUCUCCAGAAAUAGUUGUAUUUCAUCUUUUAGACUCUUUCCUAUCCAAAAAAAAAAAAGGUCACUUUAAGCCAGUCUUAGCUGCACUGAUUUCAGAAGUUAUAGGAAUAUUAUUAUCCUGAGUUGGAAUAUUAUUAUCUUGAGUUGGAAAAUGUGACCCUGACUUAGAUUAUGGGAUCAACAUCUUUCAGUCAAUUUUCUGGUAAAGCUUCUCUAGUUUCAGAGCUGUAUUUAUCUGUUAACUGGGGAGUCAGGGAAAAUACCCAUGCUGGAGCCCAUCCAUAGCCUUAAGGUAGCAGGGGCAGAGAAUUCGACCUGGAGUCCCUUCUAUAAGAAGCAGGGCUUCCUUGAGAACAUUCCAGGUGCCUAGAGGAUGCAGGGUUUCUACACAGCCCUUUCCCUUUCUAAGAUUCAGUUCAGGACCUGUACUCAGCUGUGAACUCUGUAUCCUGGGCACCAUUUCCAGGAGGUACCUUCCUGAGCUUCAGCACAGAUGACAGGCUCUGCCCUCCUCAGUUGGCAGCUUAGGAAGCCAUGAUGGACACAAAGCAGCAUGAGCCCUUUCUCUCCUUAAAGGAAGAAGACUCUGGAAAGGACACCUCUCCUCACCUCCACCUAGGCAAGCUGCAGGGGGCCAGAGGGUUGCUUACCAACACAGGGCACAUUUCACCUCAGGGAGGACUGGCUCUCUAGGUCUCUGAGCAGUGGCAGCUUUGUGAUAACUGUAAAUGAAAGCUAAGCAUGAAAGUGUUUGUACCCACCCACGGCUCACCAUGUAUUUCUCUGAUGACAAGUGUGAUAAUGACAUUUCCCACUCCAGCUACAAGAAAAUGGGAUGACUCUCAAGUCACCCACUGCAAAGUAGGUUCUAAUUGGCUCUAUGGUUUGAUCAUAAACUCUGGCAGAGAAAUCUCUCAGAGCAUCACCAUAUUAAGGCAAAUAACAAUUCUGGUUUUGCCAGCUACCAGGGUUGUCUGGUCUUCCCCAGUUGGGCAUUUGCUUGACAGGUACACUGAUACCUCUCUGGCUUCUGCACCUUUGAGUAAGUUGUUACCAGUACAUGUCCCUGCGACAACUCUUUGUAAGCUCCAGGGUCCCCAUACAGUGAGUGGCUUGCACCAGUGCAAAGGGUGCCACAGUUGCUGUCUCACAAAGGAUUUGCCUGUGGAAGGUGUCUGUGUUCUGUUCUGUGAGGUGUGGAGCUGUCCUGCCAGGAUCCUAGGACAGAAACCAAAGGACCAAGCUGGCUGUCUCAUUACAGCUAGACCACUGUCAUCUGCUCACCGCAGCAUCUCCUUUGCCCUGACAGCUAGUGUAAGAUCUGAGUGUCAGUGGCCACCCACCAGGCCAAGAAGGCUGCAGGCUGGUUCCCUGCCAUUGUCUGGGCAUUUAGUAGUUGCCCCAAAAUUUCCAGCCCUGCACAUAGGCCAGGGGCAGGUCCUCUUCCUUCCUCAUGUGCUUCUGUGUCAGUGCCACGUGAGAACUGAGCUCACUCAGAGGUGUUGCUUCCAGCCCCUCAAUAAGCUCCCCCCUCCUCAGAGGAAAGAAAUAUGAGAGGGCUGGGGCAUGGAUAUACCAGCCCCAGACUCACAGAGUUAGAGCAUCCUAAUGUUUUUGCUAAGUGACUUUUUUAUUCUUUGGUGAGCAUUGUUUGCAUUUUUAUUAGUUACAGUGCUAUUAAAGAGUAUGUGUUCUUUUUUUGUUUUUUAAAUCAGGUACUUAUGUUUCAGUGCACAUUUUUUAAAAUUCUUGAUAUAUGAAGCCUUUUUAAAAACAAAUAUGGUAAUCAAUGGAAUGUCUCAUUUUGAUUAGCAGUUAAAUAACAUACAUUAAGCUUAGAUUAAUUCCCAUUUUCAUCUUUUUUUAUAUACAUGUUCCUAUGUGUUUCAUGCAUUCCACUCAUCAUACUGGAAAUCUGAGUUAAAAUUUACCUGUUAAAUUACACUUGAGAAUUAGUCUACUAGAGAAAGAAAUUUAGUUAUUUUGCCUUAUUCCAUGUGUAUGUCAAAGGGGUCAUAUAACACUUUAAAAAUUUAAUUAUACUGGGUUAUUCUUGCAGAAAUGGCCUCUUAAUAUUCAGUGCUAACUGCAAUCUGGGAAGAAAUAAUAGCACUGCAGAAUGAAUGGGACUCUAAAAAUAACUAGGUCCUCCCUGUGGUUUGCCUUCUCCAGUAUGACUGAGCUAUAUCAGUCCCCGCAGUGCCAAGGCACUGCUGCAGGGGUCUGGGUGCCACCCUUCACAGAAGUACCGCCUUUACUUUACCAUGCUCUCUCCUAAUGAAAACCUGUCUUACCUGAUCCAUGUUUACUUUUUGUUUUUAUUUUAAUGUUUUCCAAGAAACUGCCCCCUGGGGGAGGUCAUUACAGAAUAAGUGUGUGAAGACUUGGGUCUCCAUAUGCUACGGAGCCAGUUCCAUCUGCCCCUGGGUACACGUGCCUGGCCCAGCCUGUAUGUCCAGAGCGGCAAUGGGAAGCCUUGGAGCAGGGUGCAGGGCUGGACUGGGCUGAGGACAGCAGCCAGCAGGCCCAGCUUCCUUCACACAGGUCAAGUUACUUUCUCAGUGUUAACUUCCAAAAGGUCUCUUUAUAGUGUUGGGAAAAAACAAAGUUUGUGUGAAGAGCGUGAAGACCACCUUGAUAUAACCCUUGUCAUAAUGACUUUCCUCACAGUGCCACAAUUCAUUUGAUUUAUGGAAUACUCAGCAGUGCCAUUUAUAUCCUAUCACUUUUUCUCAUCCAUCUUUAUGCUGAAAUUCAUACUGAUCUAAGAAAUGAUUAUCCUUGGCAAAGUGAUCCCAUUCUGUACAGUUAUAAUAAAAAAUAAUGUGAAAUGGA
Messenger RNA from Heterocephalus glaber (naked mole-rat), 6305 nucleotides. The record is from RefSeq and is a predicted model, not a curated record. Lineage: Eukaryota; Metazoa; Chordata; Mammalia; Rodentia; Bathyergidae.